Messenger RNA from Pyricularia pennisetigena, 2184 nucleotides. RefSeq lists its product as uncharacterized. The transcript has 2 exons. Lineage: Eukaryota; Fungi; Ascomycota; Sordariomycetes; Magnaporthales; Pyriculariaceae. Gene Ontology annotation, cellular component: nuclear inner membrane. The coding region runs from base 1 to 2184 and encodes 727 amino acids. The record is from RefSeq and is a predicted model, not a curated record. Gene Ontology annotation, molecular function: chromatin binding.
AUGUCAGACCCAGAAAGCGACUACCUCCAGCCGGGGUUCGACCCUCGUACCCUGACGAUUCCCCGGCUGCGCUCCAUCAUGGUCACCUAUAAUAUUCCUUUCCCCUCCAACGCGAAGAAGGGUGAGCUGAUCGAGCUCUUCAACGACCAUGUCGCCCCGCAGGCGCACAAGAUCCUGGCCAAGCGGGAGCGGGCAAAACGUUCGAGCAUGGGCAUCACAGAUGCCCAAAUGAUGCACUCUGCCUCGAUGGAGGACAUGGACGAUUUUGAUGCAGAGCCGCGCGCCCGCACCACACGGUCGAGGUCGCCGAGGAAAGCCUCCCGGGUUAAGCGCGAGUCGGAGGAACCGGAGCGUCUAAUGCCGUCGGUCGAGCGUCCUUUGAGUCCCCGCAAGCGGUCCGUGCGAUCCGUUAGCCGCCAAGCACCCUCAGACACGGAGACCGACGGUGACAACCGGCUGGGGGUCCGCGCAACAUCACGGCGCAGCGUCACGCCGGCAGUGAAGCUCGAGGCGCCUGUCGAGAGGACAGAGAACCUGUUCGCAUCGCCUCGGCGCAGCGACUACAAUAUGCUCUCCGAGGAGGAGGAGGAGGAGGAGGUUGUUGUUGACGACGGAAACCCCUUCACCAGCGACAACCCGUUCCAGAGCGGGAGCUCUCCGCCAACUGUCAAGACGCCUAGCAAUCGUCGUCGAACCACGGGUGGAUCGGAAUUGUCUGUAUCAAAGAACAAGUCUGCACAGAGGCGGCGAACCGACGGGCCCGUUAUUCAUGAGCCCACGUCACGCAAGAUAUCGAGGACUUAUGAGAUACCUGUGAGCGCGCUCAGGGGACCCAAAACACCAGAGCACCCGACGUCGGUUGAGCCUGGCGAAGAAUUCACUCCUGAUGAGCAGCUCGAGCUGGCGCAGGAGGAGGCGGAGCACGGGGUAGUCGCCAGGAGGCAAGCUGAACCGAAAAGUCGGAGCUGGGCGCCUUUUUGGGUCGUCAUUUUCAUGCUUCUGGGCGUCUAUGGUGGCUGGUACCGGCAAGAAAAGAUCAAGGUCGGCUACUGCGGGCUCGGCCAGCCGGCCACAGCGAUACUGCCCCCACAUGUGCAGGAAAAGCUGCCAGAAUGGGCAGAUAUACUUGUGGAGCCCCAAUGUGAGCCUUGCCCUGCUCAUGCCUACUGUUAUGAGGAUUUCUCGGUCCGCUGUGAGGAUGACUAUCUCAUGGUGCCCCACCCGCUUUCGCUCGGUGGUCUUGUACCGCUUCCACCAACCUGUGAGCCAGACGGAGAAAAAGUCCGACGAGUGAAGGCUGUGGCGGAUAAGGCUGUGGAAGAGCUAAGGGAGCGCCGCGCACAAUACGAGUGUGGGACGGCGGCUAGUCCAGAGGAGCAGAAGCCUGCAACGCCUUCGAUAGAAGAGGAGGUUCUGAAGAACCUUCUCAGCGAGAAGAGGAGCAAGAAGAUGGGAAAGCAGGAGUUUGAUGACCUAUGGGAGGCUGCUAUCGGUGAUAUCAAGGACCGCGACGAGGUCGAGGAAGAGGAAGACAAGGUCUUAGAUUCCUCCGAUGUUCCGCAUACCCGAUUAUCGUCCACCUCCCUUGCGCGACUUCCGCUCACCUGCUCGCUACGACGAACAUUCCGACUCGGACUGGAGCGAUAUAGACUCUAUCUUUGCGCUGUAAUCGUCCUGAUCCUGGGUGGCUUCUGGGCCCGCUUCAAGUACCGGCGCCACGUGGCGACCAAGGCUCAGGUGCCUCGCCUCGUGGACAUGGUUUUGGAGCGGCUGGCGGCCCAGAAGGAGCUCGCUUACGAGACGGGCGAGGACGAUCCAUUCCUGUUCCUCCCCAACCUGCGCGACGAUGUGCUGCGUGAAAAGCACUCGCUUGCUGAGCGGGAGCGAAUCUGGCAGCGCGUCCGCACCGUCGUGGAGCAGAACAGCAACGUUAGGCAGGGACAGAGGGAGGGUCGCGAUGGAGAGGUUGGACGUGCAUGGGAAUGGAUUGGGCCGACCGCGGGCGGUGGCGCCAUUGGUAGCGCCAGCGGCGCACGCCGUCGCACACUCGGGGGACGCGUCUCUUUCGGUCCCGGCUUGAGCGACAAAGACGAGCACGAUUCGAGCGCCCUUGUUGAAAGUCCGGCGGACAGGACGGCCACGCACAAGAAGUGGAAGGAGGGCGGUGGACGGCCGGCGUUCUGA